AUGGAGGAGGAGUCGCCGGAAAGGGAAGAGAGGAAAUGGAGAAUAACUGGGAAAGACUUUUCUCAAGAGAUGAAGAAGGUGGGUUGCAUUGCCGCGCCGAUGGUGGCCGUCGCAGUUUUCCAGUACCUCCUUCAAGUUGCGUCGGUGAUGAUGGUCGGCCAUCUCGGCCAACUCUCGCUCUCUAGCGUCGCCAUUGCCACUUCUCUCACUAACGUCACCGGCUUCAGUCUUCUUUCGGGGCUGGUUGGUGGUCUCGAGACCCUUUGCGGGCAGGCUUAUGGAGCGCAGCAAUAUCACAAGCUCAGUGUUUACACUUACAGUGCUAUAAUCUCUCUAUUCCUGGUGACUAUGCCGAUUUCUGUGUUGUGGAUUUUCAUGGAUAAAUUACUGGUUUUAGUGGGACAAGAGCCCUCCAUCGCCAUUGAAGCCAAGAAAUACUCGUUGUGGCUUAUUCCUGCACUGUUGGGGGGAGCUAUUCAGAAGCCACUGGUUCGAUACCUGCAGACUCAGAGCUUGACUCGUCCGCUGCUCUUAAGCUCCUUGGCCGCUCUUUGUUUCCACGUUCCAGUUUGCUGGGCUAUGAUAUUCAAGCUUGGGUUGGGAAACAAAGGGGCAGCCAUAGCCUUCAGCUUGGCUAACUGGUUAUACAUUGUGAUCCUUGUGGUUUAUGUCAGAUAUUCCAGUUCGUGUGAGAAGACCCGAGCUGUUCCCUCCAUGGAUUCUUUUCGUGUUAUCGGCCAAUUCUUUCGCCUUGCCGUUCCUUCUGCUGUUAUGGUUUGUCUUAAAUGGUGGUCGCUUGAGUUACUUAUUUUGCUUUCUGGGUUGUUGCCUAACCCAAAACUUGAGACAUCGGUGCUGUCAAUAUGCUUAACAAUCUCUACAUUACACUUCACAGUAUCGUAUGGAUUCGGAGCUGCUGCAAGCACCCGAGUUUCGAACGAGUUGGGGGCUGGGAACCCACACAAGGCUCGACUUGCAGCCUGCACGGUGACGUUUGUUGCAGCCGUGGAGACCUUCACAGUAAGCGCAGCUCUGUUUCUCUGCCGGCAUUUUGUGGGGCGAGCCUACAGCAGCGAGAAGCAAGUGGUGGAUUACAUUGCAGCAAUGGGCCUUCUUCUCUGCAUCUCCAUUGUCACUGACACCUUCCAAGCAGUCAUUUCUGGCAUUGCAAGGGGGAGUGGGUGGCAGCAUAUUGGGGCGUAUGUGAAUCUGGGGGCGUUUUAUCUGAUUGGAAUUCCAGUUUCUCUAGUUCUGGGCUUCAUUCUUCACCAGAGAGCAAAAGGGUUCUGGAUUGGAAUAGUAAUUGGCUCCGCUGUGCAGGCUGCUGUUCUAUCCACCAUAACAGCCUUCACCGACUGGCAAGAACAGGCGACAACGGCCGAGGAAAGGAUAUCAGAAGGCAGAGAAUCCCAGGACAAGUUUAGUCAUUAAUGUCUGCGCACACCAUAUAAGAAAAACAAUUUUGCUCGGGAGAAUGUUUAAUUUGGACAUCAAUUUCGAUACACUUCUGUAUUAUUAUCC
Molecule: messenger RNA, 1521 nt
Organism: Ipomoea triloba (trilobed morning glory)
Lineage: Eukaryota; Viridiplantae; Streptophyta; Magnoliopsida; Solanales; Convolvulaceae
Product: protein DETOXIFICATION 3-like
Exons: 7
Coding region: 1-1431 (476 amino acids)
Biological process (GO): xenobiotic detoxification by transmembrane export across the plasma membrane
Cellular component (GO): membrane
Molecular function (GO): antiporter activity; xenobiotic transmembrane transporter activity
Source: RefSeq, a predicted model, not a curated record